Schistosoma mattheei is the source of this 2676-nucleotide messenger RNA. The record is from the annotation of a GenBank genome assembly. Lineage: Eukaryota; Metazoa; Platyhelminthes; Trematoda; Strigeidida; Schistosomatidae.
AUGUCUUCUCGUAAGAGAUCCUCCUACAGAAGGAAAGCAUCUGUUUUAGCUGGCCUGGAAGCCCUCAAUUCCUUUAAGGUUCCGAAAAAGCAGAGUAAUUUAUCACUUCUUCAAAAUGUUGACUUAAAUUCUGUGGAUUAUUCCGAAGAAAUCUAUCCUCAAAUUAAUCAGAGUUUUCGUUUUCCUCAACUUUCAUCUUAUUUUGAUGUUGAAAAAGCUUGGUUUAUUCAUAAUAAAACAUUAGAAGAUUUAUUUUCUCAAGCUCGUAAAAGAUUUCAAAAAAAUCCUAUCAACAAUAUUGUUACAGGCGUAGAAUCAAGUUUAUGUACUGGUUUUUUAGUAGUUAAUAAUUGGAAUGAUGUUGAGAAAAUCGCUAGUGAUGGUCUUAUUCCUGGUAAUGAUCCAGAUACUUGGCUUGGCCAACAAAAGUUAGGUCUAUCAGUGAAUCAGUGUGCAGAUUUAACAAUCGCUCGAGAACAAAGUCGUUUGUCGGGUAAAAAUAGUAACCAAUUUCUUUACUUAAUUAUGGUUCGCUGGAUCAAAUCUCGAGCGUAUAUUGUAUCGCCAGAAGCCGAGAAUAGCAAAGAUCGUUUAGAACCUCAACCCGGCUAUGCUUGCCAUGUUUCCACCUGGUCUCGUAUGGACUUAUUAGAUCCAAGUAAAUUAACUUUGGAACAAGCAUUUCAUUUAUCUCAAGUGUAUUUAUACGAAUUUGAUGAAGAUUUAGAAUUACGCACAAAGCUAGAACAUGUAAUUCCCUACGCUGUUUUAAAAUGUCGUUGGAUGUUGACUUCCAAUGUAGCUUCAAAACUCGAUACAAUCUCUGUAGCUAGUGGUUCCAUUUUGAUUAUUUCACCACAACCAGAUAUCUCAUGUCUUUUGUCUGUAUCACGUACAGCUCUACUGCCAACUCCGCAAAUCCCUCGUAUUCAUAAGAAGUCUUCUCGUGCUCAAUCACACAAACCUGUCAUGUUGAAUUUUGAUAAUAAGUCAAAAUCCAAAAUUGCUCAUUCUAAUGUGUCAGGAUGUAAAAAUCGUUACAGAUAUAAAGCACCUGCACUUCUACCUAGUCCUACUUCACUCAGUAAUAAUAAUAGUGUACUUCAAAGCCCUCCUAUAAAUACUACUAUGUCUCCUGUUGGUUCUGUUACCACUGUCGGAUCAGAUAAUAAUUCAGAUCAAUUAUCAUCUCCAGUACAAAGAUCAAAGCGGCAAGAUCCUGGUGUUUUAAGUAUUUACAUUGCAAAUGCACGGAAAUUACAGGCAAAUUGUAAUUUGUUUCAAUUUUCUGAAUGCAUUAAAUCUAUUGAUAAUAACACAGUGACUGAUAUAAGUAGUACUUGUAGUGGUGGAGUAAUAAAUUAUGAUAAUCGUAAUCAUAAUAAUACAAUUGUUGAUGAAUUACCUUCAACUGUUAUUGGGGUUUCAUUACUUGUAUGGGGCUAUCCAAAACCAGAAUAUUCAUUGGCAGUGGAAAUAUCAACUUUUCGUAAAGGUGAAAUAACUGUAUUCGAUGGCAUACUUCAACCAUGCCUACAUAUACAACGGCUAGUUGCUCAUACAUCUUUACACUAUGAACUUGCUGGUUUACAACCUUGGACAACGAAACCGUUCGAUUUGAAUGGACCUCCAGUCUUAGUCUCUGUCCCACGUGAUCAAGAAUGGUGCCUUCCUCGUUUGAAUCCUGUUAAAGCAUCAUCACUACAGUCGGAUCCAAGUCCAUUUGGUGGUUAUCGAGGUAAUUAUUUCCGUCUAACAUUGCACGAUGAAUCUGGUGGACGUCGGACAGAAAUGGCACAAUUAUGUCAAGCCUUACAGAAUAGUGCAAUGGCUGGUGUUGUCUUUAUGCCUUGUGAUGAAUCUAGUAUCAUGUUUUUAUUCCCUGAAUGUCAAUUUUCCAAGUCAAUAGGCAUACCUGUUGUUGAUAAUUUGGAUAGGAAUUUUCUACAUGCAAUAUUACUUACCCCUCAUAGUUUACAUCGAUAUCCAUAUAGUGAAAUGUGUUGUUGUCAAUCAAACAAUGAUGUUGUCACCCCUACUUCAAAUGUAUCACCAUUUGCAGUGGCUUCUGCUUUACCGAUGGGAACAUCUACAGACAAAUUAUUUGGACAACGGAAAACAAAGGACACUGAUUAUCGACGACCUCCAACAAACUGGUCUAGUGAGCGUCAUCAUCGUCGUCCUUCCCUACUAGGCACUUACGUAGAUUCAUCCACAUCCAGUGGUUCUGAAUCUCAGCCUCGAUAUUCAUUUUAUCGACCAAGAGGAUCAAAUUCUAAUUUUCCUAAGACCAGUCGUAAAAGAGCAUAUUCUCCACGUUCUUCGUCAUUGUUACCUGACGAUGAUAUCAAUAGACAUAAUCUACCACGUUUUCAAGAUGUAUCAUCGAAUACUAUUCAUCAACCUUCUUCAGAGUAUCGUCCUGAGAUUGCUCCACAUUAUCGUAAUAAACCCAGAGAUCAACCUUUACUUGGCCCACCUUGUAUACCUAUUAUCCCAUGUGUAAAUCCUGCCAUCUCUCAUACCCCUAAUCCCGGUUUACUUCCCAUGACUAUUAGAUAUCCUCCUCCUCAACUUACUUCAACUGUUCCACCUACAUAUAUAUGGUCUUCAAUGCAUCCAUUCUAUUCUCAAACUGUGAAUAUUUACAAUCAACCUUCAAAACCUUGGCAAUGA